AUGUCUGCCGACGCCACCGUCUUGGGCGGCGGCAACCGGAUUCAAACUUACGAGGACUUCCUGAAAGUUCACGGCAUACUUCUUGCAGCCUCUGGAAUUCCAAGUUCCCUCCAUCGAACACUCUUCGAGAAGCUUUCAAAUGAUACUUUCGACUCCGGAGAUUACUUCCAAAUUGAGCCCGCUGAGGAUGUCGAUGGCCGCCAGAGAAGGCUUGUGUUUACCUCGGACUCUAUGGAGAAGGACUCCAAUCUUUUCCUCGUCGACCAUGCUUGGACAUUUCGCCUCUCCGAUGCUUAUAAACAGUUGAAGGAGGUUCCAGGAUUGGCAGAAAGAAUGGCUUCAUUGAUGUGUGUGGACAUUGAUUUAAAUGAAGAAGAUGAGGAUUUGGAUGAAAAUGAAACUAAAUUGAGUGCUGAGGAGAUUGUAGAGAAAGAGUUAUGUGAAAUUAAAGAGGGCCGUAUUGAUACUCUGAGGUGGUUGGAGCUCGAUGAGCUUGGCAUUGAUGAUUCCACGCUGAUUUCUCUGGAUUUGCCGACUAAAUUUCCUAACUUGAUUGCACUGAGCCUGUAUGGCAACAAACUCAAGGAUGUAGAAAUAGUUUCCAAACAAAUUACCCAAUUGAAACAACUUAGAGCUCUCUGGCUGAAUCAUAAUCCAGUUCUGGAGAGCAGAGGCGAUCACCUGGCUGAUGUUUUUCUUCAAGGUUGCCCUCAGCUGGAAAUCUAUAACUCACAUUUCACUGCUAAUUACGGGAAAUGGGCACUUGGUUUUUGUGGAGGACAAUACAGGAAGGAAAAUCCUGGCCAUGAUCUCCAGAGUGACCUUCCAUUGCAGAGUGUUACCUCUCUAGACCUUUCAAAUAGACGUAUUCAUAGUCUUGAGAAAAAGGUAUUCUCACCUGCAGAAUUGCCAUGCCUUUCGUACUUGAAUCUUCGUGGGAACCCAUUGGAUGGGCAUUCAACUAAUGAACUACUGGAAAUGCUUAGAGGAUUCAGCAACUUACAAGCAUUAGAGGUUGAUAUUCCUGGCCCCCUUGGAGAUGGUGCUGCUGAAAUUGUUGAGUCCCUUCCUAGAGUUGCUCUGUUGAAUGGUGUUGAUGCAGCUAAGAUCCUAGAGUCUGGAAAGUCUGUGGUUGAUUCAAUGUUACAUCCACGACUUCCUGAGUGGACAGCAGAUGAACCUCUUUCUGAUCGUGUUAUUCGUGCAAUGUGGCUCUUCUUAAUGACGUAUAGGCUCGCAGAUGAGGAAAAGAUUGAUGAAACCUCCGUGUGGUAUGUGAUGGAUGAACUGGGUUCAGCUUUGCGGCACAGUGAUGAACCAAAUUUUCGUGUGUCUCCUUUCCUUUACAUGCCCGAGGGUAACUUAGCAUCAGCUGUAAGUUAUUCAAUUCUCUGGCCCACUCAGAAUGUUGAGAGAGGUUCUGAAUGCUGUCGCGAUUAUCUUUAUGGUAUUGGAGAGGAUAAACAACGAUCUGCCAGACUUACUGCAUGGUUCCAUACUCCUCAAAAUUAUUUUACCAGAGAGUACGAAAAACACAAGAUGAAAUUGCAAUCAAAGAAACAUCAACCUCCGCCACUAGGAUCAUGUGCCAGUGACAGAUUGUCCCGGAGUGAUGGAACUGCAUUACGGGUUUACUCAGAUAUACCUCAAGUGGAGGAAUUUUUGACACGUCCUGAGUUUGUAAUUACAUCUGAGCCCAAAGAUGCAGAUAUUAUCUGGACAAGCAUGCAGGUGGAUGAGGAGACGAAGAAGGUUGCUGGGCUAAGUGAUAAGCAGAUUAUUAAUCAAUUUCCCUUUGAAGCUUGUCUUGUCAUGAAGCAUCAUCUUGCAGAAACUGUUCAGGAGGCUUAUGGAUCCCCGGACUGGCUUCAGCCUACUUAUAAUCUCGAAACAGAGCUUACUCAGCUCAUUGGAGAUUAUUACAUGCGUGAAAGGGACAGAUUGAACAAUUUGUGGAUAUUGAAGCCAUGGAACAUGGCAAGAACAAUUGAUACUACUGUAACUAACAAUUUAUCUGCAAUUAUACGACUUAUGGAGACAGGUCCAAAAAUAUGCCAAAAGUAUAUUGAGCAUCCUUCAUUGUUUAAGGGGAAGAAAUUUGAUCUCCGCUACUUAGUUCUCGUUCGCAGUAUUAUACCACUGGAUAUCUACCUUGCUGAUACUUUCUGGGUAAGGUUGGCGAAUAACAGUUAUACUCUGGACCAAAAUAGUUUAUUUGAGUACGAAACUCAUUUUACAGUAAAUAACUACAGAGGAAGACUCAAUCACCUGGAUACAUCACAAUUUGUGAAGGAGUUUGAACUAGAGCAUCAUGUUAAUUGGAUGGACAUUCAUUCACGAGUGAAAAGGAUGCUUAGAUCUGUUUUUGAAGCAGCUGCUAUUGUUCACCCAGAAAUGCAUAGUCAGACUUCAAGAGCGAUGUAUGGUGUGGAUGUUAUGCUUGACUCUAAUUUCCAACCUAAAUUGUUAGAGGUAACUUAUUGUCCCGAUUGUACUAGAGCUUGCAAGUAUGAUACUGAACCCUUGAUUGGGAAUGGAGGGAUUAUCAAAGGCCAAGACUUCUACAACUAUGUAUUUGGUUGUCUAUUUCUAAACGAAUCUGCUCAUGUAUCACCAUUGUAG
Messenger RNA from Oldenlandia corymbosa var. corymbosa, 2622 nucleotides. NCBI's taxonomy places the organism in Eukaryota, Viridiplantae, Streptophyta, Magnoliopsida, Gentianales, Rubiaceae. The record is from the annotation of a GenBank genome assembly.